Toxorhynchites rutilus septentrionalis is the source of this 1479-nucleotide messenger RNA. Its product is annotated as chitinase-like protein Idgf4. Gene Ontology annotation, cellular component: extracellular region. The record is from RefSeq and is a predicted model, not a curated record. Gene Ontology annotation, molecular function: chitin binding. Bases 82 to 1404 code for a protein of 440 amino acids. Gene Ontology annotation, biological process: chitin catabolic process; carbohydrate metabolic process. The transcript is spliced from 3 exons. Lineage: Eukaryota; Metazoa; Arthropoda; Insecta; Diptera; Culicidae.
CCGAAGGCUCACCAGUUGAUCUCAGUGCGUCGAACAGGACACAGUAAGUUUUAAUAAGUGGGUUUGAGUGAGUGAAUACAGAUGUUGUUAAAAUUGGCCGGACUGCUGCUUCUGGCAGCCGUUGUGUAUGCAAACAACUCCACCGAUGGACCGAAGGUCCUUUGCUAUUAUGACGGUGCUGCGUCCUUGCGGGAAGGUCUCGGUAAAGUAACCGUCGCAGACGUUGAGGUGGCGCUGCCCUUCUGCACUCAUCUCGUGUACGGUUUUGCCGGUAUCAAUCCGGAAACGCAUAAAAUUCGAUCGCUCAACGAAGCCCUCGAUCUGGACUCGGGCAAAGGACAAUAUCGGCAGGUUACCUCCUUGAAGAAGCGCUAUCCGGGACUUAAAGUGCUGCUCAGCGUUGGUGGUUAUCAGGAUCUUACGGAGGAGAAGCCAUUCGAAAAAUAUUUAACGCUUCUAGAGUCCGGCCAAGGUCGCACGGCUUUCGUCAACUCCGUUUACUCCUUGCUGAAAACGUACGAAUUCGACGGUUUGGAUAUUGCCUGGCAGUUCCCGCAGUCGAAGCCGAAGCGAAUCCGUGGCUGGACAGGGAAGCUGUGGCAUGGAUUCAAGAAACUUUUCACCGGGGAUAGUAUCCUCGAUCCGAAAGCCGACGAACACAGGGAGGAAUUCAUUGCGUUGGUACGAGAUUUAAAAACCGCCUUUAUGCACGAAAAGUUCCAGAUCGGAUUGACUAUGCUGCCGCACGUGAAUGAGACCGUUUUUAUGGACGUUUUGCUGUUGAAGGAUAGCGUUGACUACGUUCACCUGGCGUCAUUCAAUCAGCAAACGCCGGAACGGAACCCAAAGGAGGGAGACUUUACUGCACCGAUUUAUGAGCCCACCGAUCGAGUUGUAGGAAAUAACAUCGAAGCGGAGGUCAAGUAUUGGUUAACUGGUGGUGCCCCCUCCUCGAAACUGGUGGUUGGCAUCCCCACGUUCGGUCGCGGCUGGAAGCUGGCCGAUGAUUCUGGUAUUACGGGAGUGCCACCAAUUCGUACCGAUGGACCGUCUCCUCCCGGACCGUACACCGGUAUUCCCGGACGCUACAGCUGGGCCGAAGUGUGUGCUAAACUGCCCAAUCCUGGCAACGCCAACGGGAAGGGAGCCGAGUAUCCGUUGAGGAAAAUCGGCGAUCCAACGAAGCGGUUCGGUUCGUACGCCUUCCGGAUUCCGGACGAGAAUGGUGAACACGGCAUCUGGCUGUCGUACGAGGAUCCGGAUACCGCCGGAAACAAGGCCGCCUAUGUGAAAGCCAAGGGAUUGGGUGGAAUUUCUCUAUUCGAUCUGAGCAACGAUGAUUUCCGUGGCAGUUGCACGGGUGAUAAGUUCCCUAUCCUCAGAGCUGCCAAGUAUAGACUGUAACGUAUUGUAACCAACCAUGUGCUAUUGAGGGUAUAAAAGCUAUGAGAAAUCAAAUAUAUUCGUAUAGAAAAUAAA